CAUACUGCCUCACGGUCAAGUAUUUGCCUCUGGUUGGAAACACGAUACGCAGUGAGUUCAACUUGGAGAAAAUUAUGUGACUAUCUCAUCUGCUGAUACUUGAGUCAGCUUCCAUUGCCAGGCAAGGCCUUUUCUAUCCAUUGUUAGAAGGCACAGAAGAGGGUUUUCUCUCUACUUCUAUGUAAAUGAAAGCAUAACUUCAUUCAGAGAAACUGAUUUCACUGAAGUUUCAGGAAUAAAUCUAAAUACGUUACUUAAAAUCAGAAGUUAGAAAAAAAUGGUUCUUUUUAUCAUUUCUGCCUGGUAGUGUAUAAAACUUAUUCUUUUCCAAAGGGAGAAAAAAACAAAAAAGAUAAUCAUCUUGGGCUAAGUGUGCCAAAUAAAUCCUUCCUUUGCAUCCAUUAUCCCCAUCGGCUAACUACUCAGGUCAUUUGAUUGUUCUGGCACAGUAACUUGCCAUCUGAGAAAUAGCAUUGUUACAGCAAGAAAACUGUUGCAUCUCGCAGUGUGCCGGGUCCGAGCAAAAACACAGCAAAUUUAUAAUUAAAGUGAAUUAAACAAUUUUGCUAGAAUGGAUAAAGGCAAUUGAUAUCUGCAGACAUAUAUAUUUAGACAAACAUAAGAAGCAAAUUGAGCAUGUCAUUGUUUCAAAUUGGAAAUUAAAAAAAUAAUAGAUUACUCAGAAAGCCCAGAAAGCCAUCCAGGAACACAGAAAAAUCGGCCAUGGUGGAAAUUUUAAGUGUGAAAGUGAUGCAAUUAAAUAUAAUUGGACAUCGCUCUGAACAGCAAGAUGAUACACAGGGCAAUCAAGAAUAGAUACAGAAUAGGAAAGAAAAAAUUGAAGACGGCACCAUCAACAGUCAUAUUUUUUAAAAUGUAGUCAGGCAAUGUGCAUUAUGGCUUUCAAGUAAAAUUACUUUGACAGUUUCAUUUGGCCCAUAAAUGAAGUGUUUUGUUCACCAAAUCUCUAUAGUACCUCAGGACUUCCGAAAGUCAUUCGUGAUCCUUAGAACAAAGGGCUGUUAAAUUCAAACUUGAAAGGCUCACAGUGAUACUCUGAGAUACACCUACGUCGUUUUAUUUAUACAUUAGCUCAACAAUCUCUGAUAUAUUUCUACUACGGGUCAGGUAAUAGGAAAUGCCAGGACGUAUGAUCCUUGCCCGCGUGAUCCGAUUGCUCAGAGUAACGUGUUGUGAGAGUCUUACACAGAGUGCUAGGUAAUCCCAGAAAGAGAGCUACUAACUCCCUGGGAUUAUGAAGAAAUCCAGUCUGACCUGAGUCUUGUUGAAAGAGUAGAAAUUUGAGAGGUAGAGAAGAGGUAAAGCAAUUCAGAUCUGAAAGAUCAAGUAAGAGGGGAAAUCUCUUUAGCUCCUUGUGCUAAAGCAGCACCAAGAAAUAUUACAGCCUAUAAAGGAAUUACCUCAAGAGAAAUAGCACUAAAUUAAAUGCAUAUAUGGCAGCUCUGAUGCCUCCACAUUUUAUGCUCUUGGAGAAGGAGGAGAAACCCUUCUAUGUUUCCCCACGAAAAUCCAGACCGCACGUAUUCUCUCUACCCUGAUCAAGAAGUUGUGAUACACUACGUUUUUGCAUUUCAAUGAGUCCUCCACUCUCCACAUGAUGUGAAGAAGUUGGAGAUGAAGUAAAUCCAUAAAGAAGUUAUGUCCCUUGAGAGUAAAGCAUAUUUUUUUAAGAACUGAGACUCUAUAGUCAGACGACUUGAGUUAGAAUCCUGGCUCUAACAUUUACCAGGCAGCUUUGGGAAGUUCAGCAAAUUUUGUCAUCUUUCUGAGCCUUAGUGUCCUUAUCUAUGAAAAGGAAAUAAUAAGGCUUCAAAGGUUGCUGUGAGGAGUGAAUGUGAUCAUGCUUAUUAGCGUUUUGCGCGCUGCCUGCCACUGAGGAAGUGUUUCGUAGUUUAGUUAUGGUUGUAAUAACUGUAAUCAGGAGUCAUGCACAUACACACCUGUGCAUGCAGAAGAAGGGAAUUUUAUUUUAUCUUGACAAAAAUUAACCAGAAUCGGCUAAUUGGUGUCUACCGCCUCCUUGACAUCCUUUAUCAUAUCUUAAGAAUUUUUAUUGAAAGUAAGCAAAGUGGUAUUGGACAGCAUGCUUCUCCAGUCUUGACAGCACAGCCACCCGUCAUUACUAAGACUGCUUGCUACGUGAACAGCUAAGGGAAAUAAUAAGGCUGUCCCUCCGAUAUGAUGUACUGUCCAGGUGACAUGUCUUUAAAAAUUUUUUUCUCCCAAGAUACAUCCACUGCCACCACUUUAUACUAUUUUACUCUCUUUCCAUUUAUUCCCCAUCAUAGGGAUAGCUGAAUCCUUACCUACAACUAUAGCUCUCACUCCUCAAAGAGCCAAUUGACAAGUCCUUCUGCUCCCUCCUUUUCAAAACUAUCUCUUCCUUCCAUUUCCACUGCUAUCAACCCAACCCAAGCCCCAGGCUCUCGUAUGUGACCUACUGUAAUGGCCACCUGUCCUCCAGACUGUAAUCCCACCAAUUAAUCCUCAAGUUCACGGCCAGAAUACCCCUAUGCUCAAUAACCUCUAAUGAUACCAUUACCUUUAAGAAAAAGUUAACAUUGCUUAGGAAAAUGUUCAAAUGGAAAACUCAAAGAAGGAAGAAAAUCACACUAAGAUGCUUUUUCCUAAAAAAGCAAUAGGUAAAAAGAUAGACACAUGGAAGGAAGGAGGAAGGAAGAGGGGAGGAAGGGAGCUCUUUGACUUUACAAAUGAAAGUCAAGCUGACAUCUAAUGUGCUAACAGAGCAGCAGCCCUGCAUUUCUCACCAUGUGCAAGAGGAGAGAAGCUGCACAUCAUGGCCUGGUGACUACUACAAGAUCUCUUUCAGGAAACUCCUCUCAAGAAGUCAUAAAACUAAGAAGUUUUCAUCCUCUGAUCAACUCCAAAGUCUCUCUCAGGCUCUUUUUGUGCUGCUGAUACUCAUUUCCCAGAUAUUUUUAAGUUUCUUUGUCCUAAAAAUUCACCAGGAUGUGAGCACGCUUGAAAAAAAGGGAGCAUCAGCACAAAUGAAAGUAUCUUUUAACAAUGCCAGUGAGCAGACGGAUGUAGAGACAAUUAACACCCGGAAAGAACAGACGGAAUCUGAAUUGAAAGAUUUAAGCCAGCAGAGAAUUGCCUCCAUAGAAACUAUUAUUUCCAGAAAUACUGAAGAACAGUCUGCUUCAGCUGAGAAAAAUGAAACUGGCUUUCCUAAAGAGACAAACCAGCAGCUACAGAAUCCUGUUGGUUCAAAAACGAAUGCCUUCGAGAAACGACUUGAAAAUAUCACCACCACUUUGAAUAACCUUCAACAGCGCUUAGAGGAGGACCUGGAUGAUGUGUUUUUGCAGCUUUCCCAACUGAAAGACAAUCUGUAUGUUAUGGAGAAUACAUUGAAUAUCACCAGGACAGAAUAUUUAAAUGUAUAUACAUCACCAACUCAAUCCUUCCAAGAAAAAGAAAAGAAAUUUUAUACUACAGGACUGCCAUAUGUCAUGUCUAGUCCAAAUUCUGACAUUUCUGCUGUUCCAGAGCCAGCAUCACAAGAUCCUAAAGAUGUGGUAGAUUCUGGAAUAUUAGAAGAGAAGCCCAAGAUAAUCAUUUCAUUCAUAAAGAAUCUUACAGAUCUUCAAAUCUUUUUCUAUGGUGCUGACCACAAUGCCAACGGCUAUUUGACUUACAGUGAGAUAGAGAGCCUCCUAGGAGAAGAGACACCAGCACAAGAGCAACUAGAGCUAUUUGAUGCUGACAACAACAAGACGUUCUCCUACCCUGAACUUAUCAGAGCAUUUGGACUGACUGGUAAGGGGCUUCAGGGGCUGGAACACUGGUGAGGCUGGGGGACAGGGAGCCUGGAACAAUGUUCUGUGUAACAGCCCCAAACUAAGCAAUCCACAGCUUAACAUUUUUAGUUCACAACUGACUCCAAAAGCAAAGAUUAUAAGAAAACCUCGAAAUUAUCAGACAGAACAUCCCAUUCUGAAUGCUGUGAUAAAUGGGAAAACAAGUCAUUCAGUUUAAUUGCAUGAAUAGAGGGUUUCCUUAACCUCUAACCAGAAGGGAGGUUAAGGAAAGGCACAGUGAUCUGUCAUCCUCUGUACUUGCUACAAGGAUUUUAGGAUGAUACUCUUAAGGCUGGAACUUUAAAGCUCAAGUAGUAUAGAGCAAUGAGGUGAAAAGA
Molecule: messenger RNA, 4183 nt
Organism: Camelus dromedarius (Arabian camel)
Lineage: Eukaryota; Metazoa; Chordata; Mammalia; Artiodactyla; Camelidae
Exons: 8
Coding region: 2733-3836 (367 amino acids)
Source: RefSeq, a predicted model, not a curated record